GGCCCGCGGCCCCCGCCACCGCCGCCCUCCCCACCAAUCCACCAUUGCUGGUUGCUGCCCACGGAGCCCGCCGUCCUCAACCUGCUCUCUCACUUGGUCGCUCGAAUCUGGGUCUAGCCAUGGAGCCCGCCGGGGUCGCGGAGCGCCUCCACAACAAGACGAUCCUCAUCACGGGCGCCACCGGAUUCAUAGCAAAACUCCUUGUGGAGAAGGUCCUGCGGCUGCAGCCCCCGGUGAAGAGGCUGUACCUCCUGGUGCGCGCCGGCGACCAGGCUUCUGCAACGGAGCGGGUCCGCUCCGAGAUUAUGCAACUUCAGAUAUUUCGACCUUUGCGAGAGAAGUACCAAAAGCAUUUCAGUUCAUGGUUCUGGGACAAGGUUUACCCUGUGGCGGGAGAUGUCUCGUUGAAGAAUUUGGGUAUAGGAGAUGUCGCGCUUGCUGAAGAUAUAUUGAAACAAACAGACAUCAUCGUUCAUAUGGCCGCGACAGUUAACUUCAGAGAAAGAUACGACACUGCUUUGGCAAUAAACACUAUGGGUGUAAAGCAUAUUAUCGAAAUCGCAUCACAAUGUGCAAAGCUAGAACUACUACUCCUCGUGUCAACUGCUUAUGUCAAUGGAAAGGAAUCAGGGAUCAUGCUGGAGAAGCCAUUUCACCAGUACAGGAGCUAUGAUGGCCAAUCAGAUUUAGAUAUUUCAGAAGAAAUGGCAUUGACAGAGGCGAAGCUGAAAGAACUAGUUUGCAGGAAUGCUUCAGAAGAUACUAUAAGACGCACCAUGAAGAAGAUUGGCACACAAAGGGCUCAGAAGUUUGGAUGGAUGAGUACCUAUGUUUUCACAAAGGCAAUGGGUGAGAUGCUAGCAUAUGAACAGAGAUUGCGGCUACCAAUUGCCAUAAUCCGUCCAACAUCCACGACGAGCACAUGGAAAGAGCCUUUUCCUGGAUGGAUAGAAGGAAUCAAAACAAUUGACACGUGGAUUACAAAUUAUGGUAAGGGGAUUCUGAAGGUUCUUCCUGCAGAUGUCACUACUGUCAUAGACAUUGUGCCUGCGGACACUGUGGUCAAUGGAAUGCUUUGCGUUAUCAGUUACCACCCUCGAGGUCAAUCGGGCUUGAUCUAUCACAUUGGUUCUUCAAUGCGCAACCCACUCAAGAUAGGCGAGCUGAUACAUAUAAUGUUCAGAUACUUCUCAGAGAAACCAUUUGUCGGUGCAGGGGGAGAGGGAAUCAAGGUGAAGCAGCUGAUUGUGCCAGCAACAAUGGCCAGCUUCUAUAAGCACAUGGACAUACACUACAAGGUGCCAAUGCAGGAUACGGCAGGCCGUGGGUUGUCUACCACUGACGAGCUUGACAGAUACAACCAUCUCAAGAGAGAGUACAAUUUCACAGUGGCCCUUGCAGAAGUGUUCCGGCCAGGCACAUUCUUCAAGAGGAGGUUUGAUGAUUCCAACAUGCAGAGGCUUAUCGCGAUGAUGAACAAAAGAGACAGAGAACUGAUCCCCUGUGAUACCAAGUUCAUCAAUUGGGAGAAAUACCUUAUGGAAACUCACAUCCCCGGUGUCAUGGGAUAUGAAUCCAGGGAAGCAGCAAGGGCUAGGCUUUAGGAGACUACAGAUUCAGAAGAUAAGCGUCUCGUUGAUGGAAACUAAUAAAGUAUGUUCAGGGCAUGCCACAAAGCAUCUGGCGCGUGGGAUCAACGAUUACGGGAGAUGAUAUUCCGCAAGAUCCUUCAUUGCAUGUUGAAAGGAGAAACGCCAAAAUGGUACAACAGGGGUGGCUACUUAAAUACUCGACUCAUGGACAAUGGCGCUGUAUAAAAUCUCCCUCGUUUCUGUACGCAUGCAUGUAGUGAUGGAGAAAGCUGGCAUGGAUCAAGCUCUCACAUGGCAUGCACUCUCUGCGAAAAGUUUGAGUGCAUCGAGUUCUGUUGGUCAUCUCUUGGACCAGAUGAAUGUAUAGUCCAUACGACUCGAGUUCGUAUACAUCAUACCAGCGUCAAUAGAUAGUUAUAGUCUUAUAGGUACUGCUUUAAUCUUCCUUGAAAUAUGAACUGUUUUGCACGAACA
Molecule: messenger RNA, 2066 nt
Organism: Setaria italica (foxtail millet)
Lineage: Eukaryota; Viridiplantae; Streptophyta; Magnoliopsida; Poales; Poaceae
Product: fatty acyl-CoA reductase 1
Exons: 11
Coding region: 120-1604 (494 amino acids)
Biological process (GO): suberin biosynthetic process; long-chain fatty-acyl-CoA metabolic process
Cellular component (GO): intracellular membrane-bounded organelle
Molecular function (GO): alcohol-forming very long-chain fatty acyl-CoA reductase (NADP+) activity
Source: RefSeq, a predicted model, not a curated record